Messenger RNA from Micromonas commoda, 1632 nucleotides. RefSeq lists its product with no specific name. The record is from RefSeq and is a predicted model, not a curated record. Lineage: Eukaryota; Viridiplantae; Chlorophyta; Mamiellophyceae; Mamiellales; Mamiellaceae. The coding region runs from base 1 to 1629 and encodes 542 amino acids. The transcript has a single exon.
AUGACACGCUCGAUCGCGGUCGGCGCGGCGCGGGCGUUCCCGGCCGGGACUGCGACCCGCGCGGACGCAUCGCCGUUCCGCGGCCGCCAUCGGAGGCUCGCCCGAGGCGAACGCCGACGCCCCCUACCGACGACGACGAAGGCGCUGGCGCGCCCCCGCAUCGCGGAGGAAGCGGCGGGCGACGGCGACGACGCCGCGCGGCUGGCGCGCGAGCUGGAGGCGAUGGUCGAGUCGACGCGAGCCGCCGGUGCGGGCGCGCGGAUACACGUCGUCGCCUUCUCCGGCGGCGUCGACUCCUCGCUCGUCGCGCACGUCGUCCACCGCGCGUUCGGCGCGGGCGACGACGACGACGACCGAUCCGACGCGUCACCGCGAUGCGUCGCCGCGAUCGGCGUGUCGCCCUCGCUGCCCCAGUCGCAACUCCAGAUCGCGCGCGACGUCGCCCGACACAUCGGAAUCCCCCUGUGGGAGCUGCGCACGAACGAGGGCGACGUUCCAGAGUACGUGGCCAACGACGGCGAGUCGUGCGCGCACUGCAAAAACACGCUCUACUCCACCCUGCGAGCCGUCGCCGCCGCCGCCGCCGCCGCCGACGCCGAAGCGGCUCCAUCCGACGUGGCUCCAUCCGCCGAGCAACACGUGGUCCUGUACAACGGCACAAACGCGGACGACCUCAAGGACCCGACGCGGCUCGGCAUCCUCGCCGCGGCGCACCACCGCGUGGAGUCUCCCGCGUGCCACCUGGACAAAACGCGAGUGCGGCGUUUAGCUCGAGCCGCGGGUUUACCAAACUGGAACCUCGCCGCCGCGCCGUGCCUCCGCUCCCGGCUCGCCCCAGGGGUCCACGCGACGCCCGAGCAGCUGGGCGCGGUGGAGGCGGCGGAGGCGGCGGUUCGCGUCGCGCUGAACGUGGGGCCGACGGAGAACAUGCGGGUGCGGGUGAUGAGCCGCGCGGGCGACUUGGCGUUGGCGACGCUGGAGCUGGACGCGUCGCGCGUUCAGGAGGUGGCGGUGGGCGGCGACGCGUUCGACGUCGUCUCCGCGGAGCUCGGCAAGCGCGGGAUGUGGCUGUCGGACGUGCGCGCCUUCGAAUCCGGGUCGGUGGCGAAGCGUUCCAGCUUCGCGGAGGAGGAGGAGGAGGACGACGGAGAUGCAAUUGCGUGGUCUUCGCUGUUCCUCGGGUUUGCCCCUUCCGUCGCCUCGUUCGGUGCCGCCCCGGGGCCGCUCGAGCGGUGGGACGCGGAGCAGUGCGAGAUCGCGCUGGCGGGAGGGGACGCGUUCGUGGUGUCGUUCGGCACGACGUGGUGCGGACCGUGUCACGUGCUGGAGCCCGAGCUGGAGACGCUGGCGAAGUUAACGUGGGAGUUUGACGACUCGAUCGCUGUGGCCAAGGUGGACGCGGAGGCUUCCCCGGCGGAGACGGCGUUGGCGGGAAGGCUCGGCGUGGACGCGUACCCGACGACGGUUUGGAUGCGGCACGGGCGGGAGGCGCACAGGGUCGAGGGCGCGCUACCCGCCGCCGCGCUGGUGCAGCUCACCGCUUCGAUCCUCAUGGAUGACGAAGUCGCGGAGGUGGCGCGAGCGACGCGUCCGGAGCUGUUCGCGCCGGUGCCCCUGGAGCCCUUCUGAUAG